GAGCGGCGGCUGCUCCGUCACGGGAAGGGCGGAACGCGGCGGCGGCGCCCGUUUCCUCCGUCGCGUCUCGGCGGCUGCGGCGGCCGCGGCCGGGCUCGCCGGUGGCCGGGCGGCGGGGGAAGGAUGGCGUACUUCGUGGAGAGCUUCUGGGGAGAAAGGAAUAAUGGCUUUGAUGUCCUCUAUCACAAUAUGAAACAUGGACAUUUGUCAACAAAGGAUUUAGCAGAUUUUAUUAGAGAAAGGGCUACAAUAGAGGAGACAUAUUCAAGGUCAAUGACAAAACUAGCCAAAUCAGCAAGCAAUUACACACAACUUGGGACAUUUGCACCAGUUUGGGAUGUUUUCAAAAUCUCAACAGAAAAACUAGCAAGUUGUCACUUGGAUCUUGUGCGGAGAUUACAAGAGCUAAUAAAAGAAGUUCACAAAUAUGGAGAUGAACAGAUCAAAGCUUAUAAAAAGACAAAAGAAGAUGUUUCAGGAACUUUGGAAGCGGUGCAAAAUAUUCAAAGUAUCACUCAGGCCUUGCAGAAAUCAAAAGAAAACUACAAUGCAAAGUGCAUGGAACAAGAACGCUUGAAAAAGGAAGGAGCAACACAGAGAGAAAUUGAAAAGGCAGCAGUUAAAUCUAAAAAAGCAACAGAUACCUAUAAACUCUAUGUGGAGAAGUAUGCUGCAUUAAAAUCUGAUUUUGAACUGAAAAUGACAGAAACAGCACAGAAAUUUCAAGACAUCGAAGAAAUGCACCUUCUUCGAAUGAAAGAGAUUAUACAGUCAUUGUCAAAUACCAUAAAAGAAAUUCAUUUACAAAUAGGAGAGGUGCAUGAGGAGUUUAUUAAUAACAUGACAAAUACUACAGUUGAGAGUUUAAUACAGAAAUUUGCUGAGUCAAAAGGAACUGGCAAGGAAAGACCUGGCCCAAUUGAGUUUGAAGAGUGUAACACGUCCAGUGUAGCCGAAGGAGUAAAACCACGGAAAAGGAAGCCUUUUGGUUUAUCAGGAAUAAUGAAAAAAGAAAAAGAUACUGAAUCUGUGGAGUGUCCAGAUGCAGACUCAGUUAACUUUCCUGAUGUAGAUGAUGAAGGAUACAGCAUUAAACCAGAAGCAACACAAGAUACCAAAGAGAACCAUUUCUAUUCAUCCAGUGAGUCUGACUCUGAAGAUGAUGAACCCAGGAGGUUCCAUGUGGAAAUAAAACCGGUCCAGCCAAAUAACAGCUCUCAAUACACUAUGCCUUCUUUGGAUGAAUUAAAAGUAUCCAUAGGGAACAUCACUCUUUCUCCAGCUAUAUCUCAGAGGCACAGUCCUGCACAAAUGAAUCAAAAUUCCUCCAGUGAAGAGUCAACAAAAUCAAAACUAUCUGCUCCAGCUACUGAAAAGGGGAACAGUGACUUCCUGGCAUGGGAUCCACUCUUCAGCACUUCUCUUGAAUCUUCAUCUUCAGCUUCUUUGGCAUCCUCAUCUUCCUCAGCUACCCUAACAGAGCACAAUAGGAGCUCCUCAUCAUCUACCACUGAUUUGCCUGGGUGUAGAAUAUCUCAGUCUUUGCUUGGACACCAGACAGAUUCUGGGUCUACAAGCCCAUCCUCACCAGGCUUUACCAUUAGCACUUUGUGCAAAUCUGGUGUUACAGCAGCGCCAUCAGGGAGUACCAGUACUUUAUCCUGUUUUUCACGGUCUCAGAGUCAGUGGAUAUCCUUUGCUGAUGAACUUCUUACAAUUAGACACACAAGCACAGACAAGAAGGAGCCCCAAAGAUUGCAUUUUAAAACUGAAAAUGCCUGCCUUGCCUCUUCUGCUUUGCUUGGGAAUUCUUCCAACAGCUGUGCUUCUGAGGAUCAAAGUGACCUUUUCAAUAACUCUAUAUGCCAUGAACAAUUAUUCAUUGAAGAAACUGGCACUGCUACUGAAAUAUCUUCUGCAUCAUCUUCAGCACUACUGGACUAUAGUUUAGUGUCUUCUUGUGCUCAUACAAAUAAGGCAAGGCCCACCACUCCUCUUUCUGUGGGCACCAUUGUACCCCCUCCAAGACCUGCUUCAAGACCAAAGCUGUCUACAGGGAAGCUUAGUGGGAUUAAUGAAAUACCUAGGCCAUUCAGCCCUCCACUGACCUCUAACUCAAGUCCACCUCCAGCAGCUCCUUUGGCACGUGCAGAGAGCAUUUCUUCUAUAUCCUCUUCUGCUUCCCUCAGUGCAGCAAACACACCUACAGUUGGUGUUUCACGUGGUCCCAGCCCUGUCAGCCUUGGAAACCAGGACACCUUGCCUGUUGCAGUAGCUCUUACUGAAUCUGUUAACGCCUACUUUAAAGGAGCAGAUCCCACAAAAUGCAUUGUGAAGAUUACUGGUGAUAUGACAAUAUCAUUCCCAAGUGGGAUUAUUAAAGUAUUCACCAGCAACCCAUCUCCUGCUGUGCUCUGCUUCAGGAUGAAAAACACAAGCAAACUAGAGCAGAUUCUUCCAAAUGCACAACUUGUAUACAGUGAUCAGUCACAAAGUGACUCCAGUACUAAGGACUUUUGGAUGAACAUGCAAGCUAUAACUGUCUACCUCAAGAAAUUAUCAGAGCAGAAUCCAUCUGCAUCCUAUUAUAACGUGGAUGUUUUAAAGUAUCAGGUAUCUUCAAAUGGCAUACAGUCCACUCCCUUAAAUCUUGCAACUUACUGGAAAUGUGAUGCUAGCACUACUGAUGUGAGAGUGGAUUAUAAAUACAAUCCAGAGUCUAUGAAUGUGCCUAGUAUGCUGUCUAAUGUCCAGGUUGUGGUACCAGUAGAUGGAGGAGUAAUAAACAUGCAGUCACUUCCACCUGCAAAAUGGAAUGCAGACCAGAUGAAAGCAUGUUGGAAAAUAUCUAGCAUUUCAGAGAAGUCUGAGAAUGGAGGUUCUGGAUCCCUUAGGGCAAAAUUUGAGCUUUCAGGAGGACCCAGUAAACCAGCAACACUUGCAGUGCAAUUCAUCAGUGAAGGAAGCACCCUUUCAGGAGCAGAUGUGGAACUCGUAGGCACUGGCUAUCGGCUUUCCCUUCUUAAGAAGAGAUUUGCCACUGGACGAUAUAUGGCAGACUGUUGAUGUACCUGUGAAAGUCAUUGGAUCAGGAGUGCAAGAAACACUUGUGACAAUAGGAACUCUGCCCUCUCUAUUUUUCAAACACUAUUUUAACAUGCAUUAAUUUUUAAAAAUAUUUACUUACUUUGAGGCUAAACUACAGAAAGUAAAUGCACUUUUAAGAGUCAUUUUGAAAACUUUAUUACUUUACAAUAGCACUGAAGUUAACUUCAACACUGUCUGUAAAUGAUCAACUGCAAUACUUGGGAAAAUUUGUUGAAAAAUUAGUAACUUUAUAUAGAGGAAGUCAAAAUAGUAAUCCACAGUUGAAAUGGAAGUAUGAAAUUUUAUGUUGUACUGUAAACAUUAAACUUAAAAUGUAGGAGAUCUAGUAAGAAAUAUUUGAGCUUUUCAUAAGUAAUACUCAUUUUUCAGAUUCUUUAAUUGCCAGCUUUUAAUUGACAGUUUAUAAAGAUAGCAGAGGCUGUGUCUUGUGUAGUUCUUCUUUUCAUUCAUACCACAAGACCAGCUGAGUUAGAGAUGUAUAAAAGUAAUUUGAUGCCCAUGUAUCAUAUAUUAUUAAAAUGUAAGUUGUUUCAUAUAGGGUUUUGUUUAACUAAGUGCAAUGCAUUACAAAUUGCAAAACACAGCAGAGAUUUACUUCUGCCGUUAGUAAAAUUUUUUGGGCCUUGUUAUUGUUUGAGUUAAUGCAGUAGAUUUAAUUUAUUUUUAUAUUAAUUGCAUAACUUUUGUGCCUUUUAAAAAUGCCUGUGCCUAUUCAAUUUGAUACUCAUGUGCCUCACUUCCUUUUACAAAGUUUGGCUCUUCAUCAAGAAAGCAUGGCGUUUGUAUUAUGCACAGAACUUUAUAAAAAUUCUUUUUACUGCAAUUUAUUCAGACGGCAGGUUUGCAAAAACUGUAGUUUGUUUUAAAAGAAAUUUUAAACACUGAAUUAUUUCCUCAAGGAAUAAUUGCAAUUACAUGUGGUUUUAGUAAAGGGAGCUGCAUCAUGCAGUACUCAGAAACUUUUUCAUUAACUAAUUUUAAUGUCACCAAAGAGGAGAAUCUGAAAAAUCAGUGACAAUAGGAAAAACAAACUUCUAAAAGCAAACAGCAUUACUCUUUGCUUUAGCUAUAAGUCUUCAACUUUGAGUGGAUUUGGGGAUGUGUGAUGUGAAUGUACACAUAGUACUUCAGGAGGCAUUGUAAAGGAUAUUUUAUAGCUGCAGGAUGAUAAAUCCUGUCAUGUUCAUUUUUUUAUAGCUAUCAGUUUUAAUAUUUGUAUUGUAAUCUAAUAUGCUUGCUACAGCCUAAGGAAUUGCUACAGGGAAUUGACACGAGUAACAAUUUUUUAAGCAAGUCACUAAUUUAGAAAAUUUUCUAUGUAUUUGUAUUACCAAGUUUUUUUUGUAAUGUUGAAAUCAUAAGCAUUGGGGCAAAAUAAUUCAAUAACCUGCAUGUGGCAAUUUCAAAUGAACAUUUAGCAUACCAGUAUCUAUUUCAAAUUCUCUAUUAAAACAGUGAAACAUGCUUGAGUUAAUUCAUGCAAAACCAGUAAUGAAUUGGACUGCUGAAGCUUUACAAGAAAUUAUGCCUUUGUAGAAGCUGUAUAAAUUGUCGUGUACACUAGACACUUUUGCCGGUGAGAGUUUCAUUGUUAGUACUAAGAACGUAGUAUACUGUAGAUUUGAUUGGAAGAUUUGGCUCCUAUAUUUUGCUAAUCUUAUGGAUGAUAAAUUUACAACUCAUAAAAUGGUGGUCUUUUUAUUGGAAUUUUAAUUGUAACCUGCUUUACAAUCAAACUGAUUAACACAACAAUAUUUUAUUAAUGAAAACCCAAAUCUAUUGUUGCUAUUUUUAAUCAAGUAUUACAUUAAUUUCUACAAUAAAUGAAGUACUUAAUGUUUCAGCACUUUUAAACUAGCCUUCAUUCAGAUGUUUUUUAUACAUUUGCUUUGGGUGCAGGUUACAAUUUUGAAGCCAUACAAGUUUAUAUAGACAUUUUGUAAAGAAACUCAAAAACAAUGUAAAAAGUAUGUGUAGCUAUCUGAUUUAAAAUAAAAAAAACUUACAUAGCAAGCUGGUUCUUGCUUGUGUACACAGCAAUGUCCCUUGUAGCUGCCUCCUAAGAAAAUUAAUUUUUAAACACAACUCUAAAGGAUCUGAAUUUUUAUGAAUUGUUACUACGUUAGACUGUAAAUUAGAACAUACAAGUUUAUCUUUCAAAAAUUGUAAAUACUCUGAAUUUUCAUAAAAUGUAAAUUUUAAAAAUUUGCACCCAUAAUAAACAUGUAAUAUAUAAUUUAAA
This is a messenger RNA of Passer domesticus (house sparrow), 5350 nucleotides long. RefSeq names its product FCH and mu domain containing endocytic adaptor 2 (gene FCHO2). The record is from RefSeq and is a predicted model, not a curated record. NCBI's taxonomy places the organism in Eukaryota, Metazoa, Chordata, Aves, Passeriformes, Passeridae. The transcript has 27 exons. Gene Ontology annotation, cellular component: cytoplasm; plasma membrane; clathrin-coated pit. Gene Ontology annotation, biological process: clathrin coat assembly; clathrin-dependent endocytosis; synaptic vesicle endocytosis. The coding region runs from base 124 to 3066 and encodes 980 amino acids.